GUGAGUUGCUCGCAUUAAUACACGAUGCGUGCACAAUGUCCAGUCACCUCAGUCUAUGACUUGUAAGUACUCCGGAGUCUCCAGACUCCAGUCGCUUGCAAUCAGACUUUCGGGAUAAGCUGUCGUUAGAUAUCAUCGAAAUUAGCGCGGAUCAAUGGCUCAUCAGCUGGCGACCUGUACCUUCUGUAAAAUUAUCAGGAACGAGGAACCCGGUGAAAAGAUUUACGAGGAUGAGGACGUUACGUGCAUUAAGGAUAUCAAUCCAGUGUCCACGCAUCAUUACUUGAUAUUGCCGAAUAAGCAUAUACGUAAUGCGAAAACACUUCAGCCUGAAGACUCGGAACUUUUCGACAAGAUCGUCGCUGCGGUAGACAUCAUCUCCGAGAAGAUGAAUCUUGAUCCCGCCUCGACGCGAACAGGGUUCCACUGGCCGCCUUUCAAUACCGUCGAUCAUUUACAUCUACAUGUCAUUUCGCCAGUAGAGAAAAUGAACGCCAUAAGAAAAGUGAUGUUCAAUCCCAAUACGUUUUGGUUUGUCAGCGCAGACUACGUAAAGUCUCGACUGGAAGAUUCUAAGUUGUAGACCAUCAUUGUGAUUUUACUUAUUAUCUGUCUUCCUGACAGCGCGAUAAAAGUCCCGUGCGACCUACCAGUGGAACAUCUGAUGCGGUUGCGGAUUAAAAAAAUUUAGUACAAGAUAGCUUUACAAUUUUAUUUUUAGAACUAUAUUAAACGCGUUGUAAUAUCUGUUGUGGUAUUUAUUAUAUCUGUUAUAGUACUUAUUCAUUAUAUUUUUAAAAGAUUUAUAUAUAUAGUUUUAUGUAGAUUGUUUUUAUGAAAGAAUUAUAGGUACAUAUAAAUUUUUGA
This is a messenger RNA of Vollenhovia emeryi, 867 nucleotides long. RefSeq names its product histidine triad nucleotide-binding protein 3-like. NCBI's taxonomy places the organism in Eukaryota, Metazoa, Arthropoda, Insecta, Hymenoptera, Formicidae. The transcript is spliced from 4 exons. Bases 155 to 583 code for a protein of 142 amino acids. Gene Ontology annotation, molecular function: catalytic activity. The record is from RefSeq and is a predicted model, not a curated record.